AAUCGACUUUUUUGUAUCCUUACUGACGCCCGCCUUUUACGUUUGCCUUUUGUGUACUAGCUAACAUGUGUUUUACAUGCAACAUAUCGGCGGGAGCGAGGGAGAAGCUGGCGAUAAUGAUUGGCGUUCUUAAUUGUUGUAUCGCUUUAUUUGGAAUAGCUCUAAUCGGCAUUGCGAUAUACAUGAAAAUAAGCAUUGAAUCCAGAAUGAUGAUGCUGGAGGGAUAUGACACUGGACUUCUGCCACAUUUUCUCCUUGCAGUGGGAAUCAAAGUAGUAGUUUUGCAUGUUAUAACGUUUAAGAUUGUAUACGAUUGUUCGUCUUACGAGAUGAAUAGGAAUUGCGUGAACUUUCUACUUUUUGCCGUUUUAUUGUCAUUUAUUCUAGUCUGGUUCCUACUAGCCGGGGGUCUGAUGUGUUUUACCCAUCGAUCUGUCAUCGAAGAAUCCUUGCAAAACGGCCUCGGCUCAGUGAUGAAACGGUACAAAACAGAAAUGCUCGCGAAGGUAACAUUAGAUAAACUACAACAGGAAUAUCACUGUUGUGGCAGCAAUGGCUACAGCGAUUGGUUUGACAUCAACUGGGUCAAUGAAGAAUCCCUGAAUGUAAAGAAUCCAGACAUUAUACGGAAGUUGAAGGCUGGGUUGUACUACACGGACGAUGUACCCUACAGCUGUUGUGACGUCGCGUCAGCCCGCCCAUGUGUUCAUCAUGAUGUCAAGGACAAGUCGAUGCACGUGCAUUACGGAAGCAUUACUUUGUACCAACCAGGCUGCUCCAGUGUUCUCAUGGACUUUUUUGAAAACAAAAUCCUUGUGCCGACAGGAUGGUCCGUUAUUACGGCGUUCUUUUUACAGUUCAUUACGGUGGUACUAAUGAGGUAUCUACAGACUUCUUUGGCGGAAGCACGUGACAUGGAGGAUCCCAUGGGGUAUGGGACAGGAUACUGCAUCCCGGGCUGUCCGUGUGAAUGCUGUACCACCGGGGACCCAAUGAAAUAUGUCAAACGGAAGAAGCGUGCCAGGAACGACGUAGAAUAUGGAAUGGAUGAUGCCCCUGACUAUGGAAUGGGUGGUGGUGCCCCUGACUAUGGAAUGGAUGGUGCCCAUGACUAUGGAAUGGAUGGUGGUGCCCCUGACUAUGGAAUGGGUGGUGGUGCCCCUGACUAUGGAAUGGGUGGUGGUGCCCCUAAGUAUGGAAGGGGUGGUGGUGCCCCUGACUAUGGAAUGGGUGGUGGUGCCCCUGACUAUGGAAUGGGUGGUGGUGCCCCUGACUAUGGAAGGGGUGGUGGUGCCUCUGACUAUGGAAUGGGUGGUGGUGCCCCUAACUAUGGAAUGGGUGGUGGUGCCCCUGACUAUGGAAUGGGUGGUGGUGCCCCUAACUAUGGAAUGGGUGGUGGUGCCCCUGGCUAUGGAAUGGGUGGUGGUGCCCCUGACUAUGGAAUGGGUGGUGGUGCCCCUGACUAUGGAAUGGGUGGGGGUGCCCAUGACGGCAGUCGUAACAGACACAGAUCAAAGGAAAAGAGCAGAAAAGACAAGGAAAAGAGCAGAAAAGAUAAAAAGGACAAACGACGGAAGGAUAAAUCCCGAGAUAGUAAGGACCGAUCAUCUAAAGCUGAUGGCAAAACCUCCUCUGUAAAAGGAAAAGGUUCGCCCGAAUCGAAAACCUCGCCUAAAGCAAAGAAAUCUCCAAAGAAAUCAUCCAAAUCUCCAAAAAGAUCACCAAAGACCUCUUCAAAAUCUCCAAAAAGAUCACCAAAGACCUCUUCAAAAUCUCCAAAAAGAUCACCAAAGACCUCUUCAAAAUCUCCAAAAAGAUCACCAAAGACCUCUCCAAAAUCUCAAAAAAAAUCACCAAAGAGAUCUCCAAAAUCUCCAAAAAGAUCACCAAAGACCUCUCCAAAAUCUCCAAAAAGAUCACCAAAGAGAUCUCCAAAAUCUCCAAAAAGAUCACCAAAGACCUCUCCGAAAUCUCAAAAAAAAAGAUCACCAAAGACCUCUCCAAAAUCUCUAAAGAGAUCUCCAAAAUCUCUUAAGAGAUCUCCAAAAUCUCUAAAGAGAUCUCCAAAAUCUCUUAAGAGAUCUCCAAAAUCUCUUAAGACCUCUCCAAAAUCUCUUAAGAGAUCUCCAAAAAGGUCGCCAAAGAAAUUGAAAGCAAGAAGGAGAUAGAUCGGCGGUCAUUUAUGAUUACAGAUACAACAAUAGAUUAGGAUUGUCUCCCCUUGUUGUCUAUACAACAGACACAGUGAUUUACAAAAAAUUACCAAUAUAUUUUUGAAUAUAGAUUACAUUAGCAGCUGUCACGUUUUGUGUUUACACAAUAUUGUCGUUCACACUAUGUAAAUUUGGAAUCUCGGUGGGUAAAUUUGCCAAGUUAAUUGUUAAAUAGAUAUACAUUGUAUUGUGACAAAUAUUCCAUGGUAUUUACCAUCCCCCGGUCUUAAAGAAAGAUAAAUACAAGUAUAUACAUAAAUGUAAAUACUUUUUCUUUCUUGUAUAAAUUCAAAUCAUAAUUGCGAUAUACACGUCUCUGCAUAGGCCGAUAAAAUAUUAUUCACGAAAGAUCAUAUCGGCAAUUUUACAAAAUUGAAAAAUUAUGUGAUUACGUUAAUGAUUAAAAUACUAAUGGUAAUGGGCCCAUUUCAUUGUUAAAAUUUGCUACAAGUAUUACUUCACACAAUGUCGACUGAUGAGCUUUAUACAUGUAUGUGAUAAGAUGUGUUUGUGUAGAAUCUUAAUAGUUUGACUGACCUUAGCUCUUAGCACCUUUAAUAAAAAAUUCAGUGACGCACGCUGAGCUGAUUACAAAGAAAAUGCGUUAUAAAAUUCUUGAAAAAAAAAA
Molecule: messenger RNA, 2841 nt
Organism: Pecten maximus
Lineage: Eukaryota; Metazoa; Mollusca; Bivalvia; Pectinida; Pectinidae
Exons: 4
Coding region: 66-2168 (700 amino acids)
Biological process (GO): visual perception
Cellular component (GO): membrane
Source: RefSeq, a predicted model, not a curated record